AUGUCAGGCACAAACGGUGGUGUUCCGACAUACAUUCAAACAAACACUUGUACAAAGAAUUCCAACAAGCCUAUCCACCUGGCUUUUCUGUGGUAUCCAUCCGAAACUCCCAAUAUCUUUAGACAACGCCUAGCCACCCGAAAACCACACAUCCCUCUCACGAAUAAAAAUAGUAAUGUCAAUAGAAAAGUAGCCUAG
Messenger RNA from Colletotrichum tamarilloi, 198 nucleotides. RefSeq lists its product as uncharacterized. NCBI's taxonomy places the organism in Eukaryota, Fungi, Ascomycota, Sordariomycetes, Glomerellales, Glomerellaceae. The transcript has a single exon. The record is from RefSeq and is a predicted model, not a curated record. Bases 1 to 198 code for a protein of 65 amino acids.